UCCUUGUUCCAUCAACUGUGUAGUAAGCUAUAAAACUACAGUACUCCAUUAUCAUAUUGGUAUUCUAUAACUACAUUCACCCUUUUCAGAUGCCAGAACAUAAAAUCUAUUUCAGCAAAUAUUUUUCCACCAACACCGUUUAUAACUGGCACAACGAAGACAUUUCUGAUUUUAUUUCACUAAAUUAAUCACCCAUUUGCUUUUCUGUGUUCCCACACAAAAGCUGACGUGCACGCUAAAAGCAGGAGGAUGUAAAAUAUCAGGAGAACAAUGGACCUAAAAAGCAUGAGUCUGUGAAACUGGAAUUAGGCUGUGACCGAGUGUGAGGGGAUUUAAGGGGUUUCCCCCAGAGUAAAGAAAUUAGGCCAUCUGUGUUUUGUUUCAUUUGGGUCACCUUGAUAGUUUCACUAAAUUAAAGCCUUCCUGGUGCUCAAUCCAUAGUGCUUUCUAUAUAGCCACCUCAGCGCAGCUGUUUUAGCGCAUUUGGUAACCCAUAAAUCAAGUUCCAUAAAACUAGCGAAAACGCAGCCUAAUCACCAAAUUGAAACCAGAAAUGACACCGAAUCAUUAAAGGGAAUCUUGCUUCCGUUUUAUAACCCAACAGAGAUGGUGGGAGGCACAUAAAGAAAGACAAAAAGGCAAGGGCAAACGUUUUCACGAAGAAGCACUUAGGUUAAUUAAGUCAUUGAACCCGCUGCCCUCAGCAAAGAUGUCCGCUGCGGACGGCUCGGUAACCUGCGGGCGGAGCCAAUGAGCGCGAAGCUUGAGUUGAGGUGGGGUACAAGCAGCCAAUCAGAACGGGGAUCUUUGGAAGACCACUGAGGCAAUUCUUAGGAAGAAAACAUGAAAGAGGGGGGGAAACGGCUUAAGAGUCGCAGAGUGGAGCAGAAGAAGUGCCGCGUUGUUUUCAGAGAUGUAGAGAGAAGGAACUGAAUGUCUCUUUAAUUAACCAGAGGGACCCAUGACCCUGACACGAGGAUCCUUCACCUAUUCCAACGGAGAGGAGUACCAUGGAGAGUGGAAAGAAGGUCUGCGUCACGGCCUGGGUCAGCUGAUCUUCAGCGACGGGACGUGCUUCACCGGACAGUUUGAGAACGGCCUGUUCAACGGCUGCGGCGUUCUGGUGUUUCCUGAUGGAUCCAGGUAUGAAGGUGAAUUUGUGCAGGGGAAGUUCCAGGGAGUCGGCGUUUUCACUCGCUUCGAUGGCAUGAAGUUUGAGGGAGAAUUUAAAGGCGGGUGUGUGGACGGCCACGGCCUGCUGACCUUUGCGGACGGCGGACGAGGCGGCAGCCAUGAGGGCCUGUUUGAGACCAACCAGCUGAAAAGAAGAGAGAGCAGCCAUGCAGCCGUUCAGAGAGCGCAGGCGGCGUCGGCCAAAGCCAGAGCUCUGGCCUUGUGACGUGGACCGGACCACCCACACCGACCCCUGGUACCGGGGUCGUCCUCCUCCCGUCAGUCUGACCUCCUCAAUACUACGUCUCUAAUGCU
This is a messenger RNA of Poecilia reticulata (guppy), 1488 nucleotides long. Its product is annotated as MORN repeat-containing protein 4-like. Lineage: Eukaryota; Metazoa; Chordata; Actinopteri; Cyprinodontiformes; Poeciliidae. Gene Ontology annotation, biological process: response to axon injury. Gene Ontology annotation, cellular component: cell projection. The record is from RefSeq and is a predicted model, not a curated record.